Molecule: messenger RNA, 3005 nt
Organism: Myxocyprinus asiaticus (Chinese sucker)
Lineage: Eukaryota; Metazoa; Chordata; Actinopteri; Cypriniformes; Catostomidae
Gene: bcas1
Product: brain enriched myelin associated protein 1
Exons: 13
Coding region: 83-1483 (466 amino acids)
Biological process (GO): myelination
Source: RefSeq, a predicted model, not a curated record
GAAACUAUUCGGAUUCUAAUCGAAUUGCCUGUUUGAAGCACAACACACUGGGAAGAUUUUCAGUAGCUGGCCUGAAGUCAAAAUGGGAAACGAGCAGUCGACUCAAAGGAAGCGGCAAAAGGCAAAUACUGUUGAGAAAAAUGUCCAAAAUGGAGAAAUGAAUGGGCAUGCAGUCCCACCUCCAGACUCACCUGAACCUGUGGCUAGCAAAGAAGCAGUAGUUCAGCAAAAGUGUGAAAUCCCACCAGAAACUGACGUAAAGAACCCAGAACCAUCAGCAGGUAAAGAGGAAGUGGACAGCAAUAAAGCCAACAAACCUGCACAUGUGGAAACAACCCCUGAGAAGGAAACGACAGCCGCAACUGAUGCAGAACCCAAAAAAGAGGCCCAAAAGCUCAUUGAGAAAGAGGUGACCAACAUCUUCGGUAAAAUGUUCAAAAAGAAGAGUGAACCGGUGAAAUCUGCUGCACAGAGCAAUGCUGCAGUUGAUGGUCAGGUCAAAGUGGCAGAUUUGAAAAUUGACCUGCAGACUGAAUCAGUGGACAUUAAGACAAGCACAGAGUCUGAGCCAGAGCCGAAAGAAAAAACUCUCGAAUCCAUUCUUGUGGAAGUCGCCGAAGAAAUUUAUCCAUCAGAGGACAUUAAAGAAGCAGAAAAAACAGUUAUGAACUUUUUCAAAACAUUUGUCAAUCCGACCAAAACAAGCAAAGAAGCCAAAGCUACUCCUGAUGCUUCAAAAGACCAGCCACAGAAGGAGACUCCACCAGCACCAUCAACAAAUGUACAGGAAGUACCCAAGGCACCUCCUCCACCUCCCCCAGCACCACCUAAGAUGGAAAACAAAGCAGAGCCAGUGGUGAAGAAAGAGGAAACGCCUGCAGCAGCUGCAACAAAAGCAUCAGACAGCUCGACCAAGACCAAACCCAAAGACAGUGCUUUCAGCAAACUCUUCCGUCCAAAGCCUGUUGUGGUGGGAGAGAAAAAGCCUGUUGAGGUACAGCAGCAGGUAGAUGCAUCUAAGACCAGCACCCUUGAGGCUGCUGCCAAACCCGAAGAACCUCCAGCACCCAAACCAGAAGAGAAGAAAAAAGAGAAAAAAUCAACUAUUGGAAUGUUCAAACCUAAGGUACUGCUAAGCCAGUUGAGCACAAGGAUCCAGGCAGCUGCAUCCAGCGCGGCCGCCAGCAUCACCCUUGCCGCUGGAUCGGCUCCAGAGCCCAAGAAGGAGACUCCAGCUGCACCUGCAGUGGUAGAAGUUGCUCCUGCCGUGAAGGCCAAAGAGGAGCCAAAACCCGCCACUCCAGCACCACCGGCAGCCCCAGACAACAAAUCAGUGGCAAGCUCAGCUAACGCCUCGCCCAACAUCCCUCGCAAAUUAGAGAAGAGGAACUCCAUGCAGCUGUUCUUCAAAAACCUGGGCCAAAAACGCCAUUCUGAUGCCGGAGUGCAAACGGACCCUGUGGCACCUGAGAAGGCCAAAUAAAACCCUGUCUUUGUUUUGAUCAGUCCUCUUUCCCACAAACAUUGACAACCAUGUGAAUAGGAAUACAUAUGUAAAUGUUAUAACGCAAGUUAAAGGUGAAGUGAUUAAUUUCUGUACCUCUAGUGGCAUCAAAUGGAAUUGCGAAAAUACUGAGUGUUUACAAACAGCUUUGCCAAACACAUCUUCCAUUGGUCAAACCAACAAAUAGUCCCGCCCCAAACUGACGGCAUUUGUUGGGAUGCUCAAACAAACAGAAAAAUUAUUUUAAUGCGCCACAGAGCCAUAGUAUUUAUCCAGCCAAUGGAUUGCUUACAGUUGUCUCUGCAUAUUAAGCUUCACCUUUAACUUGUAUUGACACUGUAGACCCUACUUAAUAAUUAUAAAGAAAUUAUGCCAUGAAACAUGGAAUCCCCAUGUAUUUAGUGAGAGCAGAAGUAAGUGUAAAGCUACUCCCUGUUUAGCAAGUGCUAUGUGUGUCUUUGAGAGGAGGGAAAAACUUUGUUUUUCCAAAGAAGCAAAACGUGUUGGAGUUGUAUGAUGUGGCAUGAGAUAGCCAAAACGAAAGUGAAAUUGUAAUUCUACAUUCAGAGAUAUACUGCAUUUUCUUUGUUUCCUUUGCAUGUUAAAACUAACACUAUUUAUCGACAUAAUAUACUCAUCUAACACCGGUUGCAUUAUGGCCACCCACAUGCAUGGUGCAUUAAUACUAUAGUGUACAUAGCAAACAUCAUGUGGUUGUUUCAUAUGCAGAGAAGGUAUUUAUGUGACCAUUCACUAUCUGAUUGUACAAACAAUCUGAUUGCAUGGACAGAAACCUACUCAAAGACCCAUUGUAUGCUUAAUUCAAUCAACUAUAUCACUGAAACCUACAAUGCCAGUUUGAAUUCCAACCUGAUUGUCUGAUCACAAAGUAAUCACAAUCAGUUUCCCCUCUUGGCAAAAAAAAAAAAAAAAAAAAAAGAAAAGAAAAAAAAUCACUGUUAUAGUUUCAUAUAUGCAAUUCUCCUAAUAUGUCACCAUAUAUUAUACCAACUUGCUUAGUUAUUUAUAUGAUGGUUUUCACAACCUUCACAAAUCUUUUGUUUUCAUUUCCACUCUACAAAUCUAACCAAACCUUUAUUAAUUUUAACCUGUUAAAUCACAUUCCAAAUAUUCUUCUAUUUUCUUGGCCGUCCCUUUAUAACCGGGGAGACUAAAAAUAAUUAAGAUGUCAUUCAUUUUUGCUAUUUAAAUUUUAUUUUAUAUUUGAAUGCAUCACUUGCCAUUAGGACAUUAUGUAAUAUGUUAUACAAUUAUGAAAUAUACUGUACAAAACACAUCAUAUGUGUCUCAAACUUUCUGCUACAUAUUAAAUGUGUUCAAUUCAUAUGUUUUCUGGUUUCCCUAUUUUUCCAAAUUCUUGUCUACAUUUGUAAAAUUGUAGAGGGUCCUAAUUCAGAAUUCACACUUUAUCAAUUCUUUAUCUCUUUUGUUGCAUUUUUGUCAAGUUAACCAAUUCAUAAAAAUAAAAGAAUCAUUUCUC